CGCCCCACUCUCGCCGGCCGCCCCCGGCGCGCGCGCGCGCGCCCAGUGCUGCCCCCCCCCCCCCGGGCCUCUACCCCCCCCCCUGGGCGGGCCGCCCCGGAGCCGAUGAGCGACUCGACCUACAGGAAGACCGCGCUGCCUGUGAAGCUCAACCUGCAGGACCGGAACACGCGGGCCCAGAUCCAGUCGGGCACAGACGAGAAGGCGAGCAACAGGGGCAACCUCGAGGGCGUCAAGGCCGUCUCCGGGACCCGCGUGUCGUCCGCCGCGCAGUCGCAGAAGGGGUGCACCGACGUGAUGCGGAAGGACCUCUGCGACUGGCUCGACAGCCACGGCGUCGCCGGGGCGCCGCCCUCCGCGGAGGCGGAGCAGCGCGCGAUGUGGUCGUGGAUCAGGGACUUCCACAAGGAGUACAGCGACGACUGGUUCUCCAGGAACAUGCCCCGCCUCCACGAGCAGUUCCGGCCCGUCUUCGUCCAGGAGAUGAAGAAGCGCAAGGCCGAGGCCGCGCCGCCCGCGGCGGCCCCGGCGCCGGACCUCCUCGACCUCGGCGGGGGCGCGGCGCCCGC
Molecule: messenger RNA, 569 nt
Organism: Prorocentrum cordatum
Lineage: Eukaryota; Dinophyceae; Prorocentrales; Prorocentraceae
Source: the annotation of a GenBank genome assembly